Messenger RNA from Hymenoscyphus albidus, 249 nucleotides. The record is from the annotation of a GenBank genome assembly. NCBI's taxonomy places the organism in Eukaryota, Fungi, Ascomycota, Leotiomycetes, Helotiales, Helotiaceae.
AUGAAAGAUCUAAACCCCCCAGUCUUUAAUGUAUUCGAAGACCACAAAUCAGAACCUAGGACGCUCGAUGUUGAGGUCCGUAAAAAGGGUCAAGAUGCUAAUGAGACCAUUUGUACGUACUAGGACUUCAAGUCUUUUGUCUGCAAAGAUAAAAAGGAGAGUAAAGCAUUUCAAGUCCACGAGGUCAAGUUGGAAGUUUGGAACCAUAGUGAAGAACAGCCGGAUAAGCGGAAGCACGGUGGAUCUUAA